GAUGAACAUCAACCCCAUUUUGAAUUUCGUAUAAGCAGGUUGGUUAAGCAAUUCAAAGAAAAUGGCUAACCCAUCAUGCUUAUUAUAUGCGUUUCUUUUACUUGUUGCAUUUCAAUCUACCAUGAUUAAUGCCAAUACUGUUAUUCAUACACCUCAAUGCAGACCAGUAGCUGCUUCCUCUAACGAAAAGAUCAUAUUCUCUGUGAACUUGCUCUUAUAUCAAGCGCAGUUUCUUCUCCAUGCUUCAAUUGGAGUUGGAAUCAAUGAUGUAUCACCAGGUCUGGUCCAAGGUCCUGCUCCCAUUGGAGCCACCACUGCUAAUUUCAGUAACUCCGUCCGUAGGGUUAUUGAGGAAGUUGGUUUACUUACUGUUGGCCAUCUCAGGGCUCUCGUACAAGCCGAAAUACUGGAUGCUCCAAUAACAAGCCCACUAAUAGAUGUCAGCGCAGAAGCAUAUGCCGCAUUUGUGAACGUGGCUUUCAAUGUCUCUACUUUGACUCCUCCAUUCAAUAUUUACGCCAACACCCCCAGCUUUGUGGCCGCAGCGAAAGGUUUUUCUGCAUUUAUACAACAAUAUUACGCCGGAAUUAUACCUUCGAUUGUGGGCAACGAUCUACAACAGCUGGUGACUAGAAUCGGGCUCAGCCAGGCAGUAGGAUUAGGAGUUCUCCGAACACUACUUAACGAUGUGAUCAAUUCAACAGUGCAGCCAUACACAUUCACAGCGGCGGAGCUUAGCAACCGUACUUCAGAAGUGGUUAACCGGCUUGGGGGAUGUGGUGUAAAAGCUGAAGGUUUGAUUGUGCCAUUGCAACUUGGAGCAGAGAAUCGAACUACCAGUAACGUCGUGCCGGCUGAUGUCAAUUCCCUUGCGUAUGUACGGUUUGAACGUGAGAUAUUGAGGAUAGUAUAUGGAACCGGUAACGCCACCAUGCCUGGUGGACUUUAUCCAAGUGGUUUCAUUGGGUCACUUAAUCGACGCAUUCGUGACUUGCAACUUAGCUAAUUAAGAGCUUUUGAAGCUUUGACAAUGAUAAUACUAUGUUCUAUCAUAAAUAAAAACCAUUGCAUGUUAUAAAGAAA
Molecule: messenger RNA, 1083 nt
Organism: Gossypium arboreum
Lineage: Eukaryota; Viridiplantae; Streptophyta; Magnoliopsida; Malvales; Malvaceae
Product: ferritin-like catalase Nec2
Exons: 3
Coding region: 62-1006 (314 amino acids)
Source: RefSeq, a predicted model, not a curated record